GUUGGUCCAUAUCACCAUGGAGCUUCGACUUUGCAGGCUAUGGAGAAAGAAAAAUGGAGCUAUCUAGAUUUCAUUCUGAAACUGAAUUGUGGCGUAAGGUUGUUUGAUUACCUGACUGAAAUUGGAAAGAUGGCAAAACAUGCAAGAAAUUGCUACUCUGAGGACAUAAAAAUGGAUGAUGAAGAAUUCUUGCAAAUGCUCUUACUGGAUGGUUGUUUUAUAUUAACAGUUCUGGGAGGAGCCAAAGAACUAUUAGAGAACUUUCAACAAAAACUUAACAAGUCUGCUGAACAUGAAGUGCACGGUACUCCAGAUAUGGAGGAUAAGAGGGCUGACAGAAUUCAGACAUCAAGUGAAGGAAGCAACCAAAAUGACAAUGUAACUGAAUGUGCGCAGUAUGAUGAUGUAUUUGGACAGUGGUUUGUUAGCUUUGCCCACCACGACCUCCUUCUACUAGAAAAUCAAAUUCCGUUUUUUGUUGUCAAGAGGAUAUUUGAAUUGGUUGCUGGUCAGUGUACUGUGACUCCAUGUACAAAUGAAAUUGCUAAGGCAAUAGAAACUGCUCUUCGUUGGUAUCCAAAAUCAAUUCAAGAAUCUUGUCGACCAAAUGAUUUCUGUCAUUUGCUUCAUUUGUGUCACUUGUACUUCAGACCUACUGUGAAACAGGAAGAAAACUAUCAUGAUCAAGUCGCUCCCCAAUACAUCAACAGGUUUCUUAGCUUCGGGCUUAAGUAUUUGCGAAUUCGGCAGCAGCAUGAUGACAAUGAACGGGACAUAUCAGAUAGCAACAAGGUUGAUUUCAUACAAGGUGGUCAGUACCUAAAUCGCUGGCGACGGGCGGAACAAUAUCUUGAAGCUGGAGUCAACUUUAAGAAACGAAAAUAUGAUAAAGUCAACCCUCAUUCUCUAUUGGACAUUCAGUUUAUCAACAGUUUGAUGGAAAUUCCUUGUCUAGCCAUUGAUGAAUUCACGGGGACCCUAUUUAGGAACCUUAUUGCAUUUGAGCAAACCUGCCCUCAGUUUGGCGAUGAUUUCACUGCUUAUAUUGUGUUUUUGUCUCAGCUUCUAAGCAUGCCAGAGGAUGUCACUCUGCUUGCUCAGAGAGAAAUCAUUGUGCACCACCUUGAUAGCGACGACAACGUAUCUGAUCUCUUCACCAUGCUUAGUAAAGACGUGGUCUUUGAUUUCAAUGGUAACUACUACUUAAAAUCUCUCUGCCAGACUAUGGAAGCUCACUAUCAGAAUCGCAUCAAUCGGUGGAUGGCCUGGUUGUGGCUAAAUCAUUUCAGGAAUCCAUGGUUAGCCUUAGCUGCUUUUGCGACUGUGAUUGUGCUUGUCUGCACAGUUGUGCAAACAGUUUAUGGUAUACUGGCCUACAUUGACCCACCGCAGUAG
This is a messenger RNA of Lolium perenne, 1395 nucleotides long. Its product is annotated as UPF0481 protein At3g47200-like. The record is from RefSeq and is a predicted model, not a curated record. NCBI's taxonomy places the organism in Eukaryota, Viridiplantae, Streptophyta, Magnoliopsida, Poales, Poaceae.